Messenger RNA from Ascochyta rabiei, 1032 nucleotides. RefSeq names its product ribosomal RNA assembly protein krr1. The record is from RefSeq and is a predicted model, not a curated record. Lineage: Eukaryota; Fungi; Ascomycota; Dothideomycetes; Pleosporales; Didymellaceae. Bases 1 to 1032 code for a protein of 343 amino acids. Gene Ontology annotation, cellular component: nucleolus; small-subunit processome. The transcript is spliced from 2 exons. Gene Ontology annotation, molecular function: RNA binding.
AUGCCGUCCACACACAAUGCAGAGAAGCCAUGGGAUACGGACGAUAUCGACAAGUGGAAGAUCGAGCCAUUCAAUCCCGAAGACAACGUUGCCGGUCCCUUCACUGAAGAGUCGAGUUUCUCUACACUGUUCCCCAAAUACCGCGAGCAAUACCUCAAAGGCUCCUGGAAGUUCAUCGAGUCGGCGCUGAAGAAGCAUGGCAUCACUGCUACGCUCAACUUGGUCGAGGGCUCCAUGACAGUCGCGACCACACGAAAGACGUACGACCCGUCGGCAAUUCUGAGCGCGCGCGACCUCAUCAAGCUGCUUGCGCGUAGUGUUCCUGCGCCGCAGGCGGUCAAGAUUCUCGAGGACGACGUGGCUAUGGACAUCAUCAAGAUCAGGAACCUGGUGGGCAACAAGGAUCGCUUUGUGAAGAGACGGCAGCGCAUUCUGGGACCGAACGGUUCUACGCUCAAGGCGCUCGAAUUGCUCACAGAAUGUUACUUGCUGGUGCAAGGAAACACAGUCGCAGCCAUGGGCCCGUACAAAGGCCUGAAGACAAUACGCCGCAUCAUCGAGGACACAAUGCACAACGUCCACCCAAUCUACGCCAUCAAAGAGCUCAUGAUUAAGAAGGAGCUCGCGAAAGACCCCGAACUCGUCAACGAGAGCUGGGACCGAUUCCUGCCCAACUUCAAGAAACGCUCCCUCAGCAAGCGGAGAGUACCUCACAAGGUCACCGACAAGACCAAGAAGACAUACACACCCUUCCCGCCGGCGCAGGAGAAGAGCAAGGUGGACCUGCAGAUCGAGAGUGGAGAGUACUUCCUUGGCAAGCAGGCAAAGGAGCGCAAGGCACGGGAGGACCGCGACACAAAGAUGAAGGAGAAGAUGGAGGACAAGCGGAAAGAGAGACUAGCCGAGUAUGUUGCGCCAGAGGAGGACGGCGAGGAGAAGAAGAAGAAAAAGCGGAAGCGCGAGGAAGGGGAGGAGAAAAAAGAGAAGAAAAAGAAGAGGGCCUCAAAGGGGGAAGCAGAGGAAGCAUCGUAG